AUUCACUCGUUUGGCGGUUUAAAACCACAGUUAAAAGUAAUCUAGUCCAGGGUUAAUUCUAAUUCUAAUUCUGAAUGAGAUUCACUUUACGGUUGCGGAAAAUCAAGCCACGGAGAAAAACAAUUAACCGAAAGUCACAUCGGCCGGAACCCAUGGAACCAUCGUCGUCGUCGGAAUGGAAGCUAACAGUAACAGAACAAGAUCAGCGAGCAGUGGAAAGUGAGGUUUUCCAUAUAUAUCAUCUUCUCUAUAAUAUUCCCCCCAAUUCCCAAUCAGUCAUGUUAGAGCUUCAACGUGAUAAGCACAUUGAGUUCCUUGACAACGGCCUUCGGCAUCUCGGUCCAUCGUAUACCGUCUUAGAUUCCAAUCGGCCGUGGAUUUGCUAUUGGAUUCUUCAUUCGAUUGCUUUGUUGGGAGACUCUGUUGAUUUUGGUUUGGAAUGUAAUGCUAUUGACUUUUUAAGUCGGUGCCAGGACCGGGAUGGUGGAUAUGGUGGCGGACCUGGGCAGAUGCCACAUCUUGCAACAACUUAUGCCGCAGUUAAUUCACUUAUCACCUUAGGCGGUCAUAGAUCUUUGGCAUCAAUUAACAGAAGAAAGAUUCACUCAUUUUUGCGUAGAAUGAAACACAUAAGUGGAGGAUUCAGUAUGCAUGACGGUGGGGAAGUCGAUGUUCGUGCUUGUUAUACCGCUAUCUCUGUUGCGAGUAUUUUAAAUAUAUUAGAUGAAGAACUUGUCCAAGGUGUGGGAAAUUACAUCGUAAGUUGUCAGACCUAUGAAGGUGGCAUUGCUGGUGAACCAGGUUCAGAAGCUCAUGGAGGGUACACUUUUUGUGGGCUGGCCACAAUGAUUUUGAUCGAUGAGGUUAACCGUUUGGACCUGGCUAAUCUAACUGAUUGGUUGGUUUUCAGACAAGGAGUGGAAGGUGGCUUUCAGGGAAGGACAAAUAAGUUGGUUGAUGGUUGCUAUUCUUUUUGGCAGGGGGGAGCUGCGAUGCUAAUACAAAGAUUACAUGCAUCCACUGGUGACCGGCAUAAUAGUAUGGGAAGCAAUGAAGAUUCCACGUCAUCUGAAUUAUCUGAUGAUGAAGAGGAAGGAAAAAAGAAUGAUGUUGACCAAGUGUUCAUUCACAGGCAUACAGAUGCAGAGCCUCUUUUUCAAACUCAUGCGCUGCAGCAAUAUGUUCUCUUGUGCUCACAGGUGGAAGGAGGGUUCAGAGAUAAACCAGGGAAGAACAGAGACCACUAUCACACGUGUUAUUGUCUCAGUGGUCUAUCCGCCGCUCAGUAUAGCUGGUCUAUAGAUGAUGAUUCUCCACCAUUUGCUCGCUCUGUGGUUGGUCCAUAUUCUAACCUUCUUGAACCAAUUAACCCUCUUCACAACAUAGUCUUGGAACAAUACAAUAAGGCACAUGAGUUUUUUACCAAUGCUUCAGCACUGUGAUGCAUAAAUAACCUUACCGAUUUUCUGGAUUUUAAAUUAUACUAGUGUUGUAUCAUUUUUGUCUAUUCGGUGUUAUAGGUAUGGUUUACAAUCCAUAUAGUUUAGAGGUCUAUGUAACUUGAAUUGGACAUGGGAGUAAAUCUUUUGAACUUAAAAGAUACUACCUAUCCCUAAUAUUGUUUAUCUACAUUUCACUUUGAAUAUUGACUUAUGUAUUGCAGAUGCUACAUUUUAGAAAUUAUUAUUGAGAGAAAUGUAAACUAUUCCUAAUA
Messenger RNA from Erigeron canadensis, 1714 nucleotides. RefSeq names its product protein farnesyltransferase subunit beta-like. The transcript is spliced from 14 exons. Gene Ontology annotation, molecular function: protein farnesyltransferase activity. Bases 75 to 1442 code for a protein of 455 amino acids. Gene Ontology annotation, biological process: protein farnesylation. Gene Ontology annotation, cellular component: protein farnesyltransferase complex. The record is from RefSeq and is a predicted model, not a curated record. Lineage: Eukaryota; Viridiplantae; Streptophyta; Magnoliopsida; Asterales; Asteraceae.